CUAUUAACGGUUCAUUGCUUCAUAUGUAUGGCUCAUCGCCGUUCUGUUUUUCUUUAACCAGCGAAUUGUAAGAUGGAAAUUAUAAAAGGUAAAAGAGAAGGAACUAUAAAGUAUAUACAUGAAGGUUAUACUUAUCAUUUAGAUAAACGUAAUAAUAUUUAUCGUUGCGCUAAUCGAAGAUUAGCAAAAUGUAACGCUUGUUUAAUGAAGAAAAAUGAUAAUUUUAUUAUCAAACAUUCUCACAAUCAUGAAGAGAAUCCACAACUCAUCGAUAUUAUAAAGAUGAAAAAUGACAUGUUAGAUAUGUCAAAAGAAACUGGUUUGCGACCAAAAGAAAUAUUUGAUUUUGUUUGUCGAAGUAAUCCACUUGUGGGUUCACAUAUACGUAUUCAUCAAUGAGAACAAUUCUACAUCGAACAAGAAUGAGUUCUUUUCCUCCUAUACCAAAUUCUAUGGAAAAAUUAAAAGAUUGUUUGCUCAAUUAUGAGUCAUUAAAAGAUACAUAUAAAGGAUAUGUUACAUCUACUAAUAAUGAAAUGGCCAUUAUC
Messenger RNA from Solenopsis invicta (red fire ant), 548 nucleotides. RefSeq lists its product as uncharacterized. The record is from RefSeq and is a predicted model, not a curated record. The transcript is spliced from 3 exons. NCBI's taxonomy places the organism in Eukaryota, Metazoa, Arthropoda, Insecta, Hymenoptera, Formicidae. The coding region runs from base 73 to 399 and encodes 108 amino acids.